AUGGACGACCAGCACACGGCAGCAGCCCUUGAUCACGAUCUCCUAUCUAAGAAGUCACCAUCGACAAAUCUCUCGGCAACAUGCAACAGCGUCGUUGCUGCAACGAACAGUUUGUUGUGCAACAACCUUCUGCUAUCAACAAGCUGGGGAAGCAUUGCUGAGCUCUGUGGGGUGGUAGGCAAUGGUGAAGCUACUGGUGGUCUAGCUAGUAGUAGUGGUAAUAGCAGUAUUGGCGGGGUAGCCGGCGGUCUGACCAGUCUCAUGAAUAUUAAUAAUGGUCCUGAUUAUAUGAAUCUAAGAAACCCAUCAUCAGCAUGCACCUUGAAUGUUGUGGGGGUGAAGAACGAACCUGUGUCCCCGGGUCCACCCCCUAUAUCACCCACUCCAAAAUUUAGUAGUGACUUCGUGAAACCGUACGGAAGCAGCAGCAUGGGUACCACCAACAACAUACCGCCAUAUCAACUGCAUAACAGCGUCAGUGCUACUUCUUAUCACAUCAAUAAGAGUCGCACUGACAAGCUGGACAGCAACAAUAAUUACAUUGCCUCAUCGUCAUCUCCUUUCAACAUGAACCACAACAAUCUACAACAACAACAACAUGGCGUUAUCAAGAACAGUUAUUCCCAACAACAACAACAACAUUACCAUUCCAUGAGUGAUUCAACGAAUUCUCCUUAUCUACAUCAUAACAUAUCACCAAAUCAGUCUUACACAUCCAACCAUCCACUCAUGCAACAACGGGUUUUGCAACACCAACAAAAAAUGUUGGAACAAAAUUUGUUGCAAGUUGAUCAACCAACAAAUGCCAGCAAUGAUGCAUCAACCGCAUUACCAGCCGCAGCACAGUUCCGUCGAUCAGGAACCGUUGAUGAAGAGGAUUCGUUUCGAUGA
Helobdella robusta is the source of this 891-nucleotide messenger RNA. RefSeq lists its product as hypothetical. The coding region runs from base 1 to 891 and encodes 296 amino acids. The transcript is spliced from 4 exons. The record is from RefSeq and is a predicted model, not a curated record. Lineage: Eukaryota; Metazoa; Annelida; Clitellata; Rhynchobdellida; Glossiphoniidae.